Messenger RNA from Trichomonas vaginalis G3, 1347 nucleotides. RefSeq names its product armadillo (ARM) repeat-containing protein family. NCBI's taxonomy places the organism in Eukaryota, Parabasalia, Trichomonadida, Trichomonadidae. The transcript has a single exon. Bases 1 to 1347 code for a protein of 448 amino acids. The record is from RefSeq and is a predicted model, not a curated record.
AUGAUUCCAAACAAAAUUACUGCUGAAGAUAACCAAGACAUAUCCAAAACAUCACAUGAAACACUCCCAGAAUCAGCACAAAUUUAUUCUAAAAUGGUUUCGGAAUUUCAUCAACUUUGUGCGCAAUUAGAAAAUGAUAUGGACAAUCGACUUGAUAUUCUAUAUCAACUGCAAGAAAUUGUGACAGAAAAUGACUCAGCGAUACCAUUACAGAAACAUGAAAUCGAUAUUUUUAUGCGUUUAUACAAUGAUGAAUACGAAAAUGACCCAAAAGUUAAAAAGAAACUCUCGAUUCUUAUAGAAAGCUUGAUAUAUGGACGCGCUUAUGACUAUGUCGAUACUUUUGUUGAAUUUGGUUUAUUAGAAGUUAUGAAUUUAUUCCCAAAUUAUCAUAUGGCAAACUUUUUAUCACUUUUCUUACAUAGCUCAUUUAAAGUUGCCAAAAAUUUUGUCGAAUUGAACUGUUUGGAUAGUCUUUACGAUACAAUUGCUGAUGAUCCGAAAUAUUUACCGCAUUACAUCGAUUGCGUUGCUGGAAUUGCUAAUUACAAUGCAUUUGAAACUCAGCUAGAGAGAUUUGUUCCACUUUUAUACCUAUAUAUUAACGACGACUUUAUUAUUGAAAAUAUCGAACAUAUUGUGGGUGCUUUUAGAAUAAUGGCCGACCACUCACAGCUUUUGUUCUUCAAAAUUUACAAUGAUCCGAAAUUUCAAAUUUUGAAUCAAUUUAUUCAUUCUUCACUUGAAAAUAGUGAUAUACUCAAAGUUAUCGAUCAAUACAUUCGAUUUGUCGGCUCAAUGAUCGGUCUUGUUGGUGUUUUAGACGAAUCAACUUUAAUCAAUUUAUUUACUGAGUUAAAAUUCUUCUUAGACACAGAAGACAAGAUCUUUAUUUUAAAUGCAUGCAAAUCAUUAUCAAAAGGCGUAGUUUAUGAAAGUGAUUUUGUUAAUAUUUGUUUUAAUUUGAAUAUUUUAGAGAGAUGCAUUCAAUUACUCAAUAUUGAUGAUUGGUCGAACAGAGACAAAGCAACAAUUUACACUUUAUUAUUCAACAUUUUCUUGGCUUCGUCAAAUGAACAAAUGAAUCAACUUGUCAACGACAAUUUCAAUAUACUAAGCUUGUUUGAGAACCUAAUAUUACUGUGCAACGAAGAAAAUGAGUUUAUUUGCAUGAAAACCAUUACAAAAAUUAUUGAAAUAUAUAACUUAACCAAAAACGAACAAUUUAUGGAUGUUAUUGACCAACAGAUCUUCAUGGAUACAAUCACACAAUACACAGAGUCGAAUGAUAGCGAAAUACAACUUUUGGCAAAUCAAGCACUGGAAGACGUAGAAAGUAUUGAAUAA